UCAAACUUUUAUGGAAUGUUAUCCACAGUAGUUAAAUAUGUAAGUCAAACGUGCAGUGCUGGCUUGUUUACAGAUAAAGAUGGCUUUCCUGACCUGGACCUUGUACCUGACCACCAUGCUCCCGAUGGUGACAGCUGUUUCUAUUCUGAUGCAGAAAUCUCCACCGAAAGUCUGGAAAUUCAGAAAAUUAUUGUGGACAAGCACAACAAUCUAAGGAAAGCUGUGACUCCGGCGGCAAGCAACAUGCUCAUCAUGCAAUGGAGUAAUGAAGCUGCAUCUAAUGCUAAAGAAUGGGCUGACACCUGCAGUUUCAACCACAGCCCUUCAUUUAAAAGAAAGAUUAGCACUAGUGGAUGUGGAGAAAAUCUUUACAUGUCUACAGAGCCAAAUUCUUGGGAAGAUGCAAUUCAAGCCUGGUUUGAUGAAGUUGAAAAUUUUACCUAUGCUGUUGGAGCUAAGAAUGGGGAAGUUGUUGGACACUAUACUCAGGUGGUCUGGUACAGGUCCAACCUGGUGGGCUGUGCUGUUUCUUCCUGUGAAGACUCUGACUACAAUUACUUUUAUGUUUGCCAAUACUGCCCUCCUGGAAAUUAUCAAGGUUUACUCGCUACUCCUUAUAACGCUGGUACACCAUGUGCUGACUGCCCACAGGCUUGUGAAGAUGGUCUCUGCAACAACCCCUGUCCCUACUUCGACAAAUAUGGCAACUGUGGUACUCUAAGAGAUAAAUUUGGAUGCUCUUCUUCUGUUGUAUCUUGGUGUCCAGCUUUAUGUAAAUGUACCAGUGAAAUAAAGUUGAGCAUGUUUGCAUUAUUUGUUAAAAAAUUGUCUAUAAGCACAUCUGAACCACAGAGAAAACUUUUUUUUGCCAAGAGUGUUAAAAUGGCUUGGAUAUGGACUUUAACUUUAUAUUACUUCUUUGUAGUACUCUGGACACCAUCUGCAACAAAAGAAAAGGUUACGGUAUAUAAUAUGUCUAAAAAAUUGCAAAAUACAAUUGUUCGGCUGCAUAAUAAUUUUAGAAAACAAGUAAAUCCAAGUGCAAGGAAUAUGGUUAAAAUGAUGUGGAGUCCAGAGAUUGCCUUAAAUGCAUACAAAAUAGCUAAAAGUUGUAAACUGCAUCAUAGCUCACAAGAUGAACUGCAAAUUUUAAAUUACAUGUGUGGGGAGAAUAUCUACAUUGCUACCAGGAAGAACUCAUGGCACAGGGCCAUCCAAAUGUGGCAUGAUGAGCACAAACAUUUUAAGUAUGGAGUUGGAGCAAUAAACAACUUCGUAACUGGCCAUUACACUCAGGUUGUCUGGUUUAUUUCUUUUUUGAUCGGGUGUUCUUUUGCCAAGUGUGGAACAUCAAAUCCAAAGUAUUUGUAUGUUUGUCAAUACUGCCCUGGAGGAAAUACAAAUGAUGACACUCCAUACAAAGAAGGAAUGCCUUGUGCUGACUGCCUGGAGUCUUGUGAAGACAGACUGUGUACUAAUCCUUGCAUAUACCAGGACAAGUACAGCAACUGUGAAGAGGAGAGAGAAAAAUAUGGAUGUGACGAUUCCUUAAAUGAAGACUGUCCAGCAACAUGUAGCUGUGAAAAUGAAAUCAAAUAGUUUUUUGAGCUGUUGGCAAGGGAAAGCAACUGCUGUUACUAUUUAGAAAACAAUUGUAAUGUAAAUCAUUUUUUAUUUUUAAAGCAGAAUUAAGAAGAAUAGUAAUUAAAAUUGCAAAUCAAGUACAAACUGAUUUAGUGGUGAUUGUGUACUACUUGUGACUGUGUUUAUCUAAAGGCUUCAAUAUUGUGAAGCUAAAUUUCGUUUCUGAUCAGUGGAAAAAUUACUUCACUAAAAUGAAAUAUUUGAAUAAGUAAUUCUAAAAUG
Molecule: messenger RNA, 1866 nt
Organism: Erpetoichthys calabaricus (reedfish)
Lineage: Eukaryota; Metazoa; Chordata; Cladistia; Polypteriformes; Polypteridae
Exons: 16
Coding region: 16-1599 (527 amino acids)
Cellular component (GO): extracellular region
Source: RefSeq, a predicted model, not a curated record